GACGUAAUUGGACGUAGCCUGUCAGAAACCAGGAAGUGGGUCGCUCGCUGUUGUUUGUGUUCGUUGGUCGGUUAUCGUCUGUUUUUCGAUUUUAUAUAUCGUUUUCGCGGGCCGAAAUGGCGACGUUUAUUUCAGUACCGUUAAAAAAGUCCUCCGAGGUGGAGUUGGUGAAACCACUUUCUAAAUUUAUAACAGCUACGUACCCAGCGGGCGAGGAGCAGGGGGAGUAUAUCCGUGCCGUGGAUGAGUUGAACAAGCUCCGUAAGAACGCGCUGGGAAGGCCGCUGGACAAACACGAGAGCUCCCUGGAGAUCCUACUCAGAUACUACGACCAACUGUGUGCAGUCGAGCCCAAGUUUCCCUUCUCUGAAAACCAGCUCUGCUUAACCUUUACCUGGAAGGAUGCCUUUGAUAAAGGAUCGCUGUUUGGUGGCUCAGUCAAGCUCGCUUUGGCUAGUUUGGGCUACGAGAAGACUUGUGUGUUGUUCAACGCAGCCGCAUUGGCCAGUCAGAUCGCCUCCGAGCAGAACCUGGAUAACGAUGAAGGACUGAAGAAUGCAGCCAAGUUCUAUCAGCUGGCCAGCGGGGCGUUCGGUCACAUCAAGGACACCGUGCUGACGGCGCUCAACAGGGAGCCCACCAUGGACAUCUCUCCUGAGACGGUGGGAACCCUGAAGCUCAUCAUGCUGGCGCAGGCCCAGGAGGUCUUCUUCCUCAAAGCCACCUCAGACAGGAUGAAGGACGCUGUCAUCGCAAAGUUGGCCAACCAGGCAGCCGAUUUCUACGGCGAAGCCUGCAAGCAGUGCCAGUACAAAGACAACCUUCCCAAGUAUUUUUAUUUCCAGGAAGUGCUGUCGGUGCUGGCAGCCAAGCACACCAUCAUGCAAGCCAACGCUGAGCUGCACCAGAGCAUGGUGUCCAAGCAGAAGAAGCACUUUGGGGAGGAGAUCGCUCGCCUGCAGCGCUCUGCAGAGCUGGUGAAGACGGUGGCCUCUGGUUACGACGAGUACGUGAGCGUCAAAGAUCUGAGUGAGAAGAUCAACCGAGCCCUGACCGCAGCCAAAAAAGACAAUGACUUCAUCUACCACGACCGCGUACCUGAGGUCAAGGAUCUCGAACCAAUCGGCAAGGCAGCGCUCGUCAAGGCCACCACCAUCACGCCUCCACUAAGCCAGAAAUUCGCAGACUUGUUUGAGAAGAUGGUGCCCAUGGUGGUGCAGCAGUCCAUGAGCAUUUACUCCCAGAGGAAGUCUGAGACUGUAAACAGACUGGUGGGAACAAUGAGGGAGGCGACCAAUCUGUGCAACGGGGUGUUGGCGUCCCUCAACCUGCCGGCCGCUCUGGAGGACCUGUCAGGAGAUUCUAUCCCACAAUCCAUUGCUGAGAAGGCCCGGGCCGUCGUGCAGCUGGGAGGACUGCAGAGCAUUGAGCAGCUGAUCAGAGACCUGCCUGAGCUGCUGACCCGCAACAGAGAGAUCCUGGAUGAGUCUCUGAAGAUGCUGGACGACGAAGAGACGACGGACAACGAGCUGAGAACCAAGUUCAACCAGCGUUGGAACAGAACCCCCUCUGGAGACCUCUACAAGUCCCUGCGCGCAGAGGGCGCUAAAUAUCGCACCGUCUUGGACCAGGCCGUCCAAGCGGACCAGGUGGUGAAGGACCGCUACACCACCCACUGUGAGAUGAUCGCCCUGCUGUGUAAACCGGAGAACGAGCUUAAUGCCGCCAUCCCCUCCGCCAACCCGACCAAGACCCUACAGGGCAGCGAGGUGGUGAACGUGCUGCGCUCCCAGCUCGCCCAGCUGGACGCCAUGAAGAAGGAAAGGGAGACCGUGGAGGAAGAGGUCAAGGCCGUGACCUUCGACAUGUCCACCUGCUUCCUGACGGCGCUCUCCCAGGAUGGAGCCAUCAAUGAGGAGCAACUGUCACUCUCCCAGCUCGACAAGUUGUACGGCGCCUACAACCAGCGGGUGCAGGCCACCCUGCGCACGCAGGAGGAGCUUCUGGGACAAGUGCAGACGUCCCACCAGGAGUUCAGCAGUCUGAAGCAGUCCAACACAGAAGCCAACCAGAGGGAGGAGGUCCUGAAGAAGCUGGCUUCAGCCCACGACAGCUACGUCGAGAUCAGCAACAACCUGCGCGAAGGCACCAAGUUCUACAACGACUUGACGGAAAUCCUGCUCAAGUUCCAGAACAAAUGCAGCGACAUUGUUUUUGCUCGCAAAACCGAGCGGGAUGAACUACUUAAGGACUUGCAGCAGAGCAUCGCCCGGGAGCCCAGCGCUCCAUCCUUCAACGUCCCUUCCUAUCAGAGCACCCCUGCUGUCCCUGCCGGAGGCCCAACCCCCGCACCCAGGACCGUCUUUCAACCUCAGCAGCCCCAGGCCAAGACCCAGCCCCCAGCCAGGCCUCCUCCACCGAGCGUCACCCCUCAAGCAGCCUCCAACGCACCCGUCAAUGCGCCACUAACGAGCCCGCCCAACAGCAACCCACCACCUAUGGCCCCACCAACCCAGGCCCAGGGCCCGCCUUACCCCAGCUAUCAAGGCUAUCCAGGGUACUUCCAGAUGCCUGGAUACAAUCCCUAUGCCUACGGACAGUACAACAUGCCCAACAUGCCCAACAUGCCCACCAUGCCCACCAUGCCCACCAUGCCCAACAUGCCCAACAUGCCCUACAUGGCCUAUCAGCAGACUCCAGGACAGGGAGGCUACCCAGCAGCCCCUCCUCCCGGACAGCCCUACUCUGGUUACCCCCAGCAACCCCCUCAGCAGCAGCCCUACUACCCUCAGCAAUAAAUCCCCUCUCCAUCCUCUCACUCCUUAUCUCACCAAAUAAAAAAUAACCCUCAGCAAUAACACUUCAUCUCCGUUCGCUCCUCUGUCAUGUUUUUUUUUUUUCUCUCUUAACAGCAGCUAUAGAAAACCUAGUGAGAGUCGACCUUUGAGCUGCUUUCCACUUCUCUAUUUGCUACAUCUCAUUAUUAACCCCACCCAUUUUUUCUAUCCUAACUCAUGUUUACUGGGUUCCAACUUCACUUUUCCUAAACACUCAACUUUUUUCAAUGCACUAACCCCUUCUUUUUUCUGUAGACUAAUGUUUUUUGUUGAUUGUUUAAUUUAAACCCUGACUGGUUUCCAUUGUCUGCUGUACAACACGCAUGGAGUCGCACAGCAUCCUAGGAUGGCUCUUCGUUUCCUGGUUUUGGUGUGUGUGUGUGUGUGUUGGGGGGGAGGAGUUUGUCAUUGCUAGUCAUGCCACAUCGUCACUCCCCCCAACCCCCCACCCCACCCACUCAAUCAACCCCGAGUGAUUCUAUAUCAAGUAUAUUCCUAUUUUUGUAAUGAAUACUGAUGCCUCGCUGAUGUAUAAACCUAUAAAAACGAAUGGCCUGUAGGUUUUCUAAUGUAGACGACUGCUUUUUUUUUUUUUCACUCUUUUCUCUCUCACCCGGGGAAUGUUGAGAUAUUUCUGUGUUACAAUCAGACGCUAUAGACAUGGGAAAAAAUGGCUCUAUAAUAUAAAUAUAUGUAUAAAUAAGAAUCUGUACGUGGUUAACCGAAACACUCUGUGUGCAGCACUCAUGCUCUUGGUGUUUUUUUUUUAUUCCUCAACUCUAAUGGGAUUAAAAACAUCAACCGCCA
Molecule: messenger RNA, 3644 nt
Organism: Pungitius pungitius (ninespine stickleback)
Lineage: Eukaryota; Metazoa; Chordata; Actinopteri; Perciformes; Gasterosteidae
Gene: pdcd6ip
Product: programmed cell death 6 interacting protein
Exons: 18
Coding region: 117-2798 (893 amino acids)
Biological process (GO): mitotic cytokinesis; multivesicular body sorting pathway
Cellular component (GO): endosome
Molecular function (GO): protein binding
Source: RefSeq, a predicted model, not a curated record